Vigna unguiculata (cowpea) is the source of this 958-nucleotide messenger RNA. RefSeq lists its product as uncharacterized. NCBI's taxonomy places the organism in Eukaryota, Viridiplantae, Streptophyta, Magnoliopsida, Fabales, Fabaceae. The record is from RefSeq and is a predicted model, not a curated record.
CACCCCCCACACCUCUCUCUUCAUCCUUGACCUAUUUAUUUUCCCUCUUCUUCUUCUUCGUAACACUCUCACUCACUUUAAUGGAGGAAACUUUGGUGCCAAAGAGGCCCAGAGAAGAAGAAGAAGAAGAAACCCAAAAAGACUUGAACUUUGAACAAGACUACUCCUCCAAGAAGCAAAAACCCUACACCCACAUCCUCUCUCUUCUUGACUCAGAGGAAGAAGACUCCACACAGGACCUCUCCCCUCUCAUCACAACCCUGCAACAAGAAAUCAGUUGUGCCUCCAACAAUGGUGAUUUCCAAGAUGCCCUUUUGGGGGGUCCAGCUCAAGCAAUUGACCUAGACAACCUCACAACAAUGGAUGGAGCAACAGUAGCGUCGGAAGAAGGGGUUGUGAAGGAAAAGGAAAAGGAAAAGGAAGAGGAGGAGAGUGAGAAGGAGAGGGUGAUGAGACACCUCCUCCAAGCCUCCGAUGAUGAGCUUGGGAUUCCGAGUAGUGGCGAUGGGGUGUUUGGGUUUGUCGGAGAAGAUGGGUUCAACAGUGAACAUGGGUUUUCAUCUCUGUGUGACAAACUGUGGGAGCUUGAAGAUGAGAGAGCUAACUACUACGCUUUCUUGCAAUCUGAACUCUUCCUAGGGGGACAUUGAAAAUUAUUGUCUAGGUCAAAUUAUCGAAAACUACAAAAUGGUAACAUAGUAGGAUCAGAGAUGGAGGAUUUUUUUUUUCUUUUUUUUAAAAGAAAUUAUUUAGUUUGAUUUUUUAAGCUCUCUUUUGUAAAGAUCACGAGAACCCUAUGUUGUCAUUGCUUAUCAUCUACGGUUAGGCAGUGCCCACUUUUGCAGGUCAAUCUGUACUUCACCACUAGAAAAAUUAAGUAGAUACUCACAUUAAGAAAAAAAAAAAGGAAUUAGACUUUUCCUUUCAUUUUAAUUUAUGGUCGACUUUUUUAUUUUUA